Molecule: messenger RNA, 1961 nt
Organism: Belonocnema kinseyi
Lineage: Eukaryota; Metazoa; Arthropoda; Insecta; Hymenoptera; Cynipidae
Gene: Cndp2
Product: cytosolic non-specific dipeptidase
Exons: 5
Coding region: 348-1778 (476 amino acids)
Biological process (GO): proteolysis
Molecular function (GO): metallodipeptidase activity
Source: RefSeq, a predicted model, not a curated record
UUAUAUCAGCUGACUCUGACUAGUUUGUACAAAAGGAGCGAACUAUAGUUCAUUUACUGACAUUGGUUGAACGAAUUUCGUUCUAGCUUUUUUUCGGCAGAACAAUUUAGGCAUUAAGAACUACUGACGAAGUUCAAGAAGUAAUUUUUAUAUUAAGUUUUACCAAAGGUAUUUGCAAUAACGGCCAGUAGUGAAUAUUAACCGGCAGAAGCCAACCGGUUUACUCCGAUUUUUUAAAUUUUUAUCUCUGUUCUUGCAUUCUUGUCCAGUUUCCCGAAAAGGUUGAAUUCUUUCGUGUUUAUCAGCAUUUGUACUUUGAAUACUUAGAAUCAACGCAUCGUCUUAUUAUGGCUGUUCCACCAACUCUGGAAAAACUUUUCAGUUACGUUGAUGCACACAAGGCAGACUACAUAAAAACCCUAGGAGAAGCAAUAAGCAUUAAAUCCGUCUCAGGAUGGCCAGACAAAAGAGAUGAGGUGAUAAAAAUGAUGAAAUGGGCAGAGCAAAAGAUAAAAGAUUUAGGCGCUACAACUGAACUAGCAGAUAUUGGUACACAAAACAUACCAUCAGGAGCGGAAAUUCCCUUGCCACCUGUUUUGCUCGGCCAACUUGGAACCGAUCCAAAGAAAAAAACUGUUCUUAUUUAUGGACAUCUGGAUGUUCAGCCUGCUUUAAAAGAAGAUGGCUGGGAUACAGAGCCCUUCACUCUUGUCGAAAAAAAUGGAAAACUUUACGGAAGAGGAAGCACGGACGAUAAGGGACCCGUUCUUUGCUGGAUUCAUGCACUGGAAGGCUAUCAGGCUUUAGGAAUUGAUAUUCCUGUCAAUAUUAAAUUUAUCUUUGAAGGAAUGGAAGAAAGUGGAAGCGAAGGAUUGGAUGAACUUCUCUACGCUCGUAAAGAAACUUUCCUUAAGGAUGUCGAUUACGUUUGCAUUUCCGACAAUUACUGGCUCGGAACAACUAAGCCCUGCAUUACUUAUGGCCUUCGAGGAGUUUGCUACUUCUUUGUGGAAAUUAAAUGCGCCGAAAGAGAUUUGCACAGCGGAUCUUUCGGCGGUGCGAUUCACGAAGCUAUGGCUGAUCUUGUUUAUCUCAUGAAUUCCUUGGUUGAUUCAAAGGGAAAAAUUUUGGUCAAUGGAAUCUACGAUAGUGUAGCCGAAAUGUCCGAAACUGAAGUGAAGUCCUAUGAUCAGAUUGAAUUUUGUAUGGAUGAAUUCCGCAAUAGCGUUGGCUGUGCGAAGUUAGCUCACGAAGAUAAGAAACAAUUACUGAUGCACCGUUGGCGGCAACCAAGUCUCUCCCUUCAUGGAAUCGAGGGAGCUUUUAGCGAACCUGGAUCAAAGACUGUAAUUCCGGGAAAAGUCGUUGGUAAAUUCUCGUUGAGAAUCGUUCCGAACAUGACGCCCCAGGAAGUGGAGCAGAAGGUAAAAGCUCAUCUUCAACAGCAGUGGACAGCCAGGAAUAGUCCGAACAUUUUGAAAAUAUCUAUGGAUCAUGGAGGAAAGGCUUGGACUGAGAACCCGGAUCAUCCGAAUUAUUUUGCAGCACGAAAAGCCACGAAACACGUUUAUAAAGUCGAUCCUGACUUGUCCCGUGAAGGUGGAUCCAUUCCCGUGACUUUAACUUUCCAGGAGGUUACUGGCAAGAAUGUUCUACUUUUGCCAGUCGGUGCUGGUGAUGAUGGUGCGCAUUCUCAGAAUGAGAAGGUGGAUGUUCGCAAUUAUAUCGAAGGGACAAAAUUGCUUGGAGCUUAUUUGUAUGAAGUCUCUCAACUUUAAGAAGAACAGGCAGAGUUUCAUUUGAAUACAAAUAUAGGUAAUGUUUAUACGAAUCUUGCAGUAUUCAAGAAAACCAUGUGAUCGAAGAUACAGACUGGUUUAAAUUUGGUAUGGAUAUAUUAUUUUUAACGUUUUAUACACAAUUUUAUAAGAGGUGCGGAAAUUAAAGUUGAUUAAAAUAGA